This is a messenger RNA of Sclerotinia trifoliorum, 1543 nucleotides long. The record is from the annotation of a GenBank genome assembly. NCBI's taxonomy places the organism in Eukaryota, Fungi, Ascomycota, Leotiomycetes, Helotiales, Sclerotiniaceae.
AAAAAGGCCAAAAAAGCUAUUCAUUAUGUGUAUAUAGAACAAAUAGAGAACAUGUUCUUAUCUCCUGCUUACCAGAAGCAGUUGUGAGAAGCCAUCAUCUAGCAAGCAAAAGAUCUCCAAUCGCCCCACCAAAACACAUUAUAUCAACUCAAUCACGCUUUUCUCCCCACUCAUAUAUCUAGACAGUCACCACGUACAACAAUCCAUUUUGGUUUAUCCUCUCACAUUUUCAAUUUAUAUAACAAUGUCACCUCGAACAAUAAUUGUUACCGGUGCAAGCCGUGGAAUCGGUCUUGCUAUUGCUCAGAAACUUCUGAGGGAAAAACAUAAUGUGGUGCUUGUAGCUAGGACUGCAGAACCCAUGGAGGAAUUGAAGAAACAGUAUCCAGAGCAGGUUGAAGUCGUUGUGGGGGAUUUGAGUGAUUUUAAGGUAUGUUGUGAGGGAGACGUUUAGUUUCAAGGAUUUAUGUGGUUUAGGGAGUAUGGCUGGAGAUGCAGGUAGUCAUUCCCCUCUACAGGGUCAAAUGUGUUUGGAAGUUUCUACUUCUUGAUCAAGGGCUGAAUCACAAAUAUUUAAUUAUGAAGUUUCACUGUUCGAUUUCUUACCUACAAUUCAAUGAAUAUAGUUAGAUCUUUCAACUAAUCAAACUCUUCAUUACUAGAUAGGGCCACAAGCCGUCGAUACCACCAUAAAACGGUUUUCCAAACUCGACGGUCUAAUCGUCAACCACGGAAUUCUAUCUCCAGUAAAACGCAUAGCCGACAGCACCCCCGAAGAAUGGCGUACCCUCUUUGACGUCAAUUUCUUCUCCGCCCUAGCAUUCGUUCGUCUCUUCCUACUCCGUACCACGUGAACAUAAACGUGAGAACUAACCCCUCAUCUAGGUAACCCCAGCAAUUCCCCAUCUGCGCACCACCCAAGGCACCAUCCUACUCACCUCAUCCGGAGCUGCCGUCUCCGCCUACUCCACAUGGGGACCCUACGGCUCCUCUAAAGCAGCCCUAAACCAUCUCGCCCAGACGCUUUCAGCCGAAGAACCACUGAUCACCACCCUGGCUAUUCGACCAGGAGUCGUCGACACCGACAUGCAAAAGGAGGCCCGCUUUCAUAGUACCAGCGGAGUAAUGGACAAAAAAGAUGCAGACAAGUUCAUCCAAUUGCACGAAGGACGGAAAUUAUUGAAACCAGAGCAGCCUGGAGGUGUCAUGGCAGGAUUAGCUGUGGACGAGAAGUUGAGGGAAGAAGGAUUGCGCGGGAAAUUUCUGAGGUGAGUGAAUCUAAUUUUAAAAAUGGCAAUGAGGAUGGAAAAACUAAUGGAAUAUGAUAGUUGGGAUGAUAAGUUAUUAGAAAAAUAUCGGGAUUAGUUUCCGAAUUCGUAUGUGAAUGAAACCCUCCAGGGGGAAAGACAGCGACAAAGCAUGAUUAUGGAGAAGCUUUUCUCCUCGUAAAAGACUAAACAGAAUGCAUGGCCGUAGACCAAUCACAAAGCACCAGCAAAUAUAACCCUCACUUUUAGUCAAAGUCUAAAACCAAUAACAUGCU